AUGCUGCUAACAGGCUAGCCUCGGGACUGAAACGAGCUAAAGAGAUAGCGAGGGGGAAUGUUGGGCCUGGGGGACGUACGUAGUGUGCUAGACUAUUAAAACGAGCACUAUCAUAUUUAGUGCGUUGUCUAAGCCGCUUGUUGCUGCAGAUGCGGCAGCUAACUAGAUAGCUAGCGUUUAGCCAGUUAACGGUGAAGGAGCUAAUAGCAUUAGCAUUUCGGCGUCAGAACAGAGUGAGAACAUCACCAGUCAAUUCGUCCCGAGUCACAGAGUUUACUCCUUUGUUACCAGUUUAUGUCAGUGAGGCGAACUGUAUAGUCCGGAAACACAUUGGGAGGAGCCAUGUACCAGCUCCCUGUGAACAAUCUGACAAGAAUCCGGAAAGCUAGAAAACAAGUGAAGAAAAACCUAGAAGACAUAGGACUCGAGCUCUGCAAGGAGGUAGCAGAGGAGUUUAAGGAGUUUUGCCCAGAUGAACAAACUGUAAAGGAGACUGCAGGCUAUGACAUCUGCACAUGGGAUCCGUCUCACUCUAAAACACAGGGGUACCGAUCGAAGCAGUUUUGCUGUACAGAGUGCCGAUUUUCUUCCAAAUACUACUCUGGCUACAAAAAUCACUUCCGCAAUGUGCACCGGAAAACAUUGGAGAGUCAACUUCUGCUCAACUGUCCCUACUGUGCUUUCAGUGCAAACAGGAGGACCCUGGAGACGCAUGUCAAAAUAUUCCACAUAACCAACUCAUUCCAGCUGAACUAUGGCAACCCACGUGCUUCCGUUUUGGGAAACAGCGCCGUACAGGGAAACAGACUGGAGAAACCAAUGUACUUCUGCAAGAAGUGCAAAUUCCGAGACGCACUCUACAAUGUUGUCAGGAGGCAUAUUUAUAGAGAACAUUUCCAGCAUAUUGUUUCACCGUAUCAUGGCAGGGUCACUGGAUCUGUUAAAAACGGUGCGUGUUCCCUCAGCGGCAACAACAUUUUCUGCAAACAGUGUCCGUUUUCCACACGGAGCUACGAGGCUUUGGUGCAGCAUGUUGUCGAGUACCACGAACGCAUCGGUUCCCAAGUUACAACCAUGAUUGGACAUGCUAAUGUCAUGAUGUCAAAGCCUCAACCUACCAUGAACGAGAAAGCUGCUCUGAUUAUUAACAGGGGAAAAGCUCCUAGACCUGAGCCAACAACGCAACCGGUAAUUGGCUACCUGAAGCCCACUGUUAAGAGUCCGCUCAGUGUCCCGGUCAAUCCGAAGCAGGUCAAGGUUAAUGCCAAUGGUGCUGUGGCUGAAAAUAAUCAAACUGGUGUAAACACGGCCCAAACACAGAAGUGGAAGAUAUGCACCGUUUGCAAUGAGCUCUUUCCUGAAAACCUGUACAGUGCUCAUUUCGAGUGUGCUCACAAGGCUAAAAAGGUCUGGGCACUGGCCAAGUACAUCAUGAAAAUCCACAACUUCACCAGCAAGUGUUUGCUUUGCAACCGCUAUCUUCCCAGCAGCACAUUAUUGAACCACAUGCUGAUUCAUGGCUUAACCUGUCCACAGUGCCACUCUGCUUUCCACAGUAUUGAGAAAAUCAUGGAGCACACAGCCAAGACCCACCCAGAUGAGUUUGUUGGACCCUCUGGUGCAUCCCCUCUAACCUUUGAUCUGACUAUUAAACAAACCAAACCCACUAACAUUCAGCUCGCUGUCCUCACUUUCAACAUGAAGGAGUCGCCCAAUGGUCAAGAUCAAUCUCCACCGCCGCUGCAGUACGUUCAGCUGCCUGGAAAAUUACAGCCGGUUAGAAUUGUGGAAAAGCAAAACGAACCAAGAAAUGUAGCUUCACUUAUCCAGAACAGUGACGUUGGAAAGACUGUUUGUCCGCUGUGCUUCUCCAUCCUCAAAGGCCCCAUCUCUGACGCCUUGUCCAUGCACCUGAGACAACGACAUCAAGUGAUCCAAACCAUGCAUCCUGUCGAAAAUAAGAUGACAUACAAGUGCAUUCAUUGUUUAGGGGUGUACACUAGUAACAUGGUAGCUUCCACAAUCACGCUGCACCUUGUGCAGUGCAGAGCCGUUGGUAGGAGUCAGUCGAGUCAGGGCUUCAAAUCCGCCUUGACUCUCAACUCGGCAGGUGCCGGUAUUCUCAAGAGACAGUUGCCAACACAAUCUCCUUCAAGUCCCAAGAAAAUCAAAAUGAGCAAAAAAACAGAUCCCUUCCGCGGAAGCACCGCUCCAUUUGACGGCCUGGUUCUGGAUCCGUCGGGUUGCGAGCACAAGACUCACGAGGCCAGGAAAGAGUUCUUGACAGCAUACUUCAAUCGACGGCCAUACCCAACUUCUCAAGAAGUGGAGAAGCUGGCCGCGAGUCUGUGGCUGUGGAAAUCUGAAGUUGCUAGUCACUUUGCGUUGAAGCGAAAGCUGUGUUUAAAGGCUUGUGAAACCAAGAAGGUUUUGGUCCAAGUUGGCCUUGACAUGAACGCUGUGCGCAAGCUGAAACAUUACCUGAUCUUUGAUAAGGGGAGGUUGGUCGGCACCACCUCUGGUAGGUCGACAGGCUUAAAGUCUCAUGUGCCACACUCAAAACCAAAACGACGUCCACACACACCCAACCACACAGUGGAACAGAGUGGUUUGCACAUAGAAAUCAUUUCAAUAGACUCGGACAACGAAGAAGAAACAGAGGAUCCUGUCCAGAUUGAAGAAGUUGACACAAACCCUGGAGACAAUGCAGAUUACAAGUGCCUGGAGAACCUGACAGAAGAGAGAGAACGUGUGGAAGCGACUGAUCGUUCAGAAGAAAAGAGCAGUAGCCCAGAUGGCAAAGAAGAUGACCUGAUCCAAGACGUGUCUGUCUUAUCUGAAAAUGAAAAAGUUAAGCCAAACCAAAAAGAGGAAGUCUUGUCAGAGAAUGAAAAAGUUGGUAUAGAAGUAAAGGUUUUGCCAGAGAACGACACGUCUGAUGUACAACAAGAAGGGGAGGUCUUGGAGAAUGAAAAAGCUGACCCCAAACAAGAAGAAGAGGUCUUUACAGAGAAUGAGAAGGCUGAGCAAAACCAAGAGGAGGUCUUGGAGAAUGAAAACGAAAAGGUGGAGUCCAAGUCCCCACAGAACCUGACAAAAGAGGGAAACCAUGAGGGCAUGGAUGAGCCUUCCAUGGAAACCAGCUCUAUUGACGAUGGGAAAGAAAAGGCUGACAUGCCCUCAUGUUAGUGUUCUUUUGUUCUGGUUGAAAAUUAGCGGAGUUUCACAAGUGAACGAGUUGUGCUGCUCCAAAAGUGGUUGUAUCUCGAAGGGCUGUUAUUAACUUGGCAUGGGGUACAUGAGUUCAUCCAUUUUUAAUGUGUUACUCUUAACCAGACCUGGACAAAGGAAAAACUGUUACCUUAACCUGCACUGUAUAAUUACCGAUGCAUUUAAUAUAUAUAGACGGUUCUUCUUUGCCUACAUUGUGGUUCUGUUUCAAACUGUAUUACUUUUCCUAGCUGCCACGACACAUAAAAUGUUUUUUUCAAGUUUCCCUACCUUUUGUUUACUUCUGUCUUAGUUGUUUCUGUGUACCCUCUUCAUCUUAUCCCAGACUUAGACGAUUUAAGAUGCAUUUAAAGUUUAUGUACCUGUUUCAAUAAAAAUGUUAAUUAAAAGGUU
Xiphophorus couchianus (Monterrey platyfish) is the source of this 3624-nucleotide messenger RNA. It is a transcript of the gene adnpa, whose product is annotated as activity-dependent neuroprotector homeobox a. The transcript is spliced from 4 exons. The coding region runs from base 343 to 3189 and encodes 948 amino acids. Gene Ontology annotation, biological process: regulation of gene expression. Gene Ontology annotation, molecular function: DNA binding. Gene Ontology annotation, cellular component: nucleus. Lineage: Eukaryota; Metazoa; Chordata; Actinopteri; Cyprinodontiformes; Poeciliidae. The record is from RefSeq and is a predicted model, not a curated record.